AUGCGUUCUCCGCAAGCUCGUCCCUAUGGCAAUGGCGGGCGAAAGCCUUCCAAGUAUGAAGAUGACACUGGUUAUUCUGCUCACGAGAGUGGUAGGCGGACUCACUAUUCAGAAUAUGAGAAAAGCACGACGAAUGGGAAAAGAACUGUUUUUUCUGAAUACACAACAGAUGCAGACUACACAGAUGAGGAUGGGUCAUCUUACUCAGAAUCUGACAAUGGAAAACGUACUCCUUUUUCAGAAUACAUUACAGAGUACACCGAUGAAACAGACGAUGAUAGGAUGUCUGGAACUCUUGGAAUUGCAAGAAAUCAAUACUGUACCACAUUGAAUGCCUUGGUUGAAGGAAGCGAUUCCUGCUCCUCCGAGUCAUCAUAUUCGCAAUCGACAUUUGCAUCUGAUUUCGAUCGAAUGUGUAAUGCAAACGUCAAUACAAACUGUAUGGCUACACUGUUCAAUCGAAAUGCUGAGGUUCCUGGAACAAUCCAUUGUGGAGGAGAGCAUUCAGACGCGCAGCAAAAGGUGAGCCUUCCUUUACCACUCCACUACAUGGACCACCUAGUGCCUUCAAAGCAAGAAUUCAGUUCGGCCCUUGAUAAUUUUGCUCAAAAGUUCGAUACUGGAGACGAGGAACGCCCUGGCUUUCCGCAGGUGUACAAGUCACUUUUCGAAGCAAACUUAUCACAGACUGCAAGCGUCGAGGAUGACGAACGCAUGGCGGAAAACGUGCCCAGACGAAAAGGCACCGAGAGGAACAGAUCACAAGAUUUGGCUUUUCCGAAAACCAAACGAGAUGUUCUGCCAAAAGUUGAAAAAGACAAGGAUCCAGAUAUUUUGUCACCUCCAAGUCAUAUUAUCAUCAACGAUGAUUUCACAGCUGUAAGCUCUGCAGAGAGCUUCGGUUUUGCUCCAGAGACUCAGAAAACAUCUUCUGGAGUGAAACACAAAAAUGACAGAAGGGAAGGGAACAACCGACACUCGUCACCUCGUCAUUCGUCACCACGCCAUACAGCACCGCACCGACCGUCACCCCGUCAUGUGACACCCCACCAUCCAUCGCCCCACCACUCCUCACCUGAGCGUCCAUCGCUUCGGUGUACUACUGAGAAGAACAAGUACGAAUACAGCAGUACGAAAGUGGAUGCGCCAACAACAACGAGGCACGGACUGGACAGGCUCAUGCGCAAGCAAACUGCUUCGCCAUCGAAACGUCGCGAAGAAAUCGAUGAAGAGGAGGCCCCGGUAUUCAAGGGGGUAGCGAGUAUGAAGUUACCAUUAUCUGGCGGGAAAGUUUCCAGUAAUGGGAAGCCGAAUGUCUUUUCGUUCCGUCAUGUGGAUGAAAGUAGGCAGGAUGCUCAUACACCUGAACACCGGAUAGCAAGUGCACGAGGAGAAGGCGCAACUUCUAGAGUCAAUACUCAACCAGACAAGCGAGACUCUGCUGGUCUUAUCAAUAAAGAAUCCCUGAGCUACAAUGAAUUGGUGCCAAUAAACACAUCUAUAGCGAAAGCCAAAGCUAACAGAACCAAAAAUCAUCUCAUGAUGAAUUCCAAGGCUCCCUCACAGUCAUAUCCGCCGAGAAACAAGACUUCUAUCAUGAGGGAUGAACGUAACGGUGCCCCUGGGGCAAAUGAUACAAAUGCACAUUUAUGGAGGAACUCAGCAAACUCCAUUCCUCAUGUUUUGAGCCUGAAACAGACGCAAACAGGAUUUAGUGAACUCACAGGUGAACCCGACGCGUUUGGUGAAACGAAAAUAGACUCUACGCCACUGGAAACAAUUGUCACAAGUCCACAGGGACAUGGUGCUGUCAAUGUCCAAGUACUGAGUCUGAAACCGACGCAAACAGCAGUUAGUGAACUUACAGGCGAGGCUGGGGACUUCGGAGAGAUGAGAGGGUACACUGUUCCACUCGACACCAUCGUCUCGAGCCCGCGAGGAAAUGAAACUCCGCCUACGAAGAAGCAACCUCGUGAAGAGUGUACAAGAUCUCCUCUCGCGACAUCUGAAAUACGCGUUCAAACUCCCUCCAGAAGAAACAGAGAUCUGACAAACGACAUGGGCGUUAUGAAGUCCAAUAACGCAGCUCCGAAAGAAUCAGCAUAUCCAGAGCCUUCCUUGGAUGGCUAUGUUGUUGCAAGGAGAGCGACACCAAAUAAAAAGGCAGAGACUCUGGACAAGUUAGAGGAUGCAUUGAUGGGAUCCAGAAAAUCUGCUUCCUCUGACUACAUGGCAAAAAGACAAGGAUCCAACGAGACUCGAGUGUUUGCCUUCGAUGAGUCUAAAUCUUGCGCAAGGCCAACGAUGAGCGAUUCAGCGGCUGCAGCAGACAUCGGGCAAGCUGAGCAUCAAAGUACAACGAUUACGGCGGAAGGUCAAGAGGCCAAGAAACCAUCGAACGACAUCAAGUCUAAGCCAACACAGGUAGAAUUGGACGAUUCAACGCCGAGUCGCCUAGGUGAGCCCAUUGAAGUCACAAAAGCGGCUCUUGAAAGCACGGAAGAAAAGCAUCCCGAAAAAAGAGAGUUUGAAAAAGCAUCGGGGAGAGAGAAAGACGAUCGAGAUGUCCGAGCCCAUGCGACUAAAGAAGAAGGGGCGGAUACAGCCCAAUCCCUGUAUCCUUCAUCCUUUUCAGAUUAUUGCAAGGAUUUAUCUAGUAAUGACGACAAAACUUCGGGAGAUCAAGAUGGCGUAAACGGUGAUAGCGCGGUACACAAGCUCGAGGGGGGUGGUCCCGCCUCUCUGUCUGCCCUUGACAAUGAAAUCUCCCUCCUUCAGAGCCAGAUAACUGGACUGGAGCAACAGGAUCAAAUGUCAGAGAUUUACAAUGAUCAAAUGACUUCGGCUAGUCAUCACUUCGAGCCUCCGAUAAUAGAGUCAGAAGAUCCUGUGAUGCCUAUCAUUGGGACAACAAAGAUUGAUGAUGAUAUUCCUCGUCUUCAGUCUUCUCUUGACCCGCCAAGGGCUUCUUCUGGCCCUCCUGAGUCCGGUAGGAUGACUAGUGGAGACCAUCACCACUUCAAGCCACCUCUUGCUCCAACAGAGCAAGGCCCGACUUCAAAAGGGAAAAAGCAAAAGAAUAGUUCGGGUUUCAAACCGGCUUCAAAACAGAACAAAUCAACCGAUGCAACACUUGUAACGGCCCCCACCGUCAUGUCAAUUGACACACCAUUCACAGUCGACGGCCCGUUGGUUCUUUCCCCAACAGUAAAGGGACCGGAAGAAAUAAAAUGGAAUAGAAACUCGAGCAUGCUUGUGGCAACAGCGAUCGCCCUACCGUUUGAAAGAAGUUCCAGUCAUGGAGUCGAAAUCGAUGCAUCAUUUUUCUUCAUUUUCGUCAUAGGAACGAGGAAGUACAUUUCUGAUGUGCUCUUCAUCAUUGUUGCCUGGUUGCGUCACCUUUCUUCGCUGGGCUUCGCUCCACGAGAACAAGCUAGAUUUCGGGUGGGAUUGAUGGUUCCACCAAUCACAGAAGACGAUGUCCUCCGUGAACACCAGCUGCAGAGUAAAUCGACGGUCACCAGCAGGUUGCUGUCUCCGGCCUCUGAAGAACCAGGAAUCGUUGUCGAGUCCUUUGUUCCGGAGAUGUGGGCCGAAAAUGAAUCUGCGGGAGGAAAGCGAGGGGCAUUCCUUCCUCCCUUGACAAGUACUAACUCCAUUUGGAAUAGAAUUUUUCGCAAACAGGAGGUUGUAACAGCAGCAACGCGGUGGGGUUCAGAAGUAUAA
Messenger RNA from Cylindrotheca closterium, 3726 nucleotides. The record is from the annotation of a GenBank genome assembly. Lineage: Eukaryota; Bacillariophyta; Bacillariophyceae; Bacillariales; Bacillariaceae.